Messenger RNA from Musca domestica (house fly), 3025 nucleotides. Its product is annotated as gametogenetin-binding protein 2-like. NCBI's taxonomy places the organism in Eukaryota, Metazoa, Arthropoda, Insecta, Diptera, Muscidae. The record is from RefSeq and is a predicted model, not a curated record. The transcript is spliced from 5 exons. Gene Ontology annotation, cellular component: nucleus; cytoplasm. The coding region runs from base 293 to 2692 and encodes 799 amino acids.
AUUUUUCAUUUCAUUGUGAUCAAAGAAAAAAUUGCUGAACGAGACGACGAGUCAAGUUUGUCAAAUUACACAUCGGUUCUUUUUAUUGGUGAAGUGAAAAAUAGGAAAAGAAACUCUGCGAUAAAAACACUUUUUUGCAUAAAAACCCCUUUAAGGAGUAUUUUGUAAAUAAUAUAGUUAAUAUUGUAAAGGUUUAUUGAUACAAUAACCAUAAAUAAGGCAUACGUGGUUGAAGAAAACGAGAAAAAGAAAACGAUAAGCGAGUGAAUUCUGUUUUUUUUAUUAAUAAAACAUGGCGCGUCUAACCUACGUCUAUAGAAUGGAGGACAUGAGUUAUGUGAACGUCGGCCGGAGACAAUUGCCCGUCAGUGCUGGUGAUGAUAAUCUAAUGAUGUUAAUGGAUCUUAACAGUAAAGGCUUGUGCAUCGAUAGUCCUCACAUUCGUGGCAAAGAACUCGAAGAGUUUACACGAAAAUUCAAUCUUCUUACAACGGAUGAGUUGCAUACAUCAUUGGAAAUUAGCAGCAAGACAUUCGUAUCCGUUCUAAAUCAGUGCGUUCAAUGUGUCGGUUGUCGACGACUUGUUGAGCGCCUUUUCUAUCAGCUUUCAAUGUCCGGUCAUCCAACGCUGGAUCCAUUGGUAUUGAAAAAUUCUUGUGUCCUAAGCAUAGCGGAAGAGAAAAUGAAAACACCACAAGCGUUAGGCACACUACUCUAUCGUCAUCAUGAAAUUCUAAAUAACCUGCUGGAAAGUAAAUUACGGAACAAGACCAGAUGUGUGUUACAUUCACUGGAUGCAUUUCGUUCGAAGCCAUUUUCAGAGACGUGGCGUGAGGUGUGGUCAUCGAUGAAACACAACUGUCGCGAAGAAUUGGCCGUGGUUGAGACAAAAGAAUUGCGUGAAGUCUUAGAGAAUUAUUUGAAAAAACAUAAAUUCUGCAAUGGUUGCCGUACGAAGAUCGAAAAGGCUUACAAAAUCUUAGUGGGUGAGACGACACCGAAAGAGAAAGGCUAUGUCCCCGCACUUUAUGCUAAUAUCAAAAAGUGUCACCCCGACAAGCAUAUACAUAUUUUCACGAACAAAAUCGACUUUCUCGACGCUCUUAUAAGGCGCGCCGAACCCGAAGUCAACGGAAGCUACUCCAAACUGAGAGAGCGACAUGCGAAAACAUUAGAGAUUGCGCAGGAAGAAGUUCUAACCUGUGUCGGUAUGAUCAUGUAUGAGCGUUUGCGUCGUGUCUACGUUAGUCUGCGUGAAGAGGAACGUGCCUGUCAAGUUUUAGCUGCUGUCGGCGUUCACGCAUUGUGUCAAAGUUUUGACAUGUCCGUGGAGAAGAAACAAGGUAUUAGCAAUUUAGAAUUGCUUUACCAAGAGAUUAGUCGUGCCGAAAAAGCCAAGGAACACAAACGCGAGCAGAAGAAGUUGAAAAAGAAGAAGAAGAAGAACGAGAAGAAAAAUUCUCGUGUAUGCGGCGAACGCAAGGAAAUCAAUGCAGGGGAAGAGGAGGACCAACAGGGUAGCGAAGAUGAAGACUUACAUGAACAUCAUGGUGCAAAGACUUCGGCGAAGAGUUCCAUAACAUCGACGUACGAUGAUGGUGAUGAAGCACUAGGAAACGAUGAAGACGAAGAAGAGGAAUACGAGGGCGAAGAAGAGACGGGGAAGAAACGACAUGUGUUAGCUGCUGGUCAGAAAUCGAAAGAGUUGGAGGAAGACGCAGGUGUGGAAUGUGAUCAUCUUGAAGGAAAUCACGAGGACGACGAUGCGGAUGAUGUUAGUAGUGAACAUCAUAAACCGCAUUCAGCAACAAUCCAAAACCCAGUUCAGCCAAAUACUCAGCAGCAGAAGAAAAAGAAACAAAAGCAAAAACAAAAACUAAAAACACCCCAAAAGAAAAAUUCCCCCACCAACAUUGGCAACGGCAACAACAAUAGUAGCGGUGCUAAUAUUAACAAGAACAAGGAGAAAUCUCAAAAAUCCGAAUUGUUGAGUAGCUCUUCUAGUGGUAAUCACCAGCAGGUGUUUGUUGUUAAAAACAACAACUCCUCCGAUCGCAUUGCGGCAACAACUAAUGCCACAACAACAAAAUGCAACGAUUGUCAUGCUCCAACAUCUGAGUGUCCUUGCGAAAGUGAUAUUAAAGAUUCUGGCUAUGGCAGUGAACCCUUGUCUCACGGCAAUUCGCGUACCUCAAGUGUUGUUUCAUCGCCCGAAGAUACCUCUGAAGGCUCAGAGGUAUCAUGUUCUGAUGGUUUUUGCAAUCACGAACGUACCACCAACAACAAAAAUGUGGUCAAUGACCCACACAAAUGUCAUUUGUCGUCAUCGAUUGAUGACAACAAUUGCGAUGACCAAUACAAUCGUGAUCAUUAUCACGAUGAUGAUAACUAUCAUCAUAAAUCGUUUGAUUAUAGCUUUGGUUCGGAUUCGUGUAAAUUCUUUCCAGAGGAUCAUUUCAAUACAUUGAGUCUGCAACAAAUGUUGGACGAUUUCGAUGGCGAUGAUGAAGCUGAAGAGAACUGUUACAUUCCCCAUGAAGUGGUCUUAGAGUAUCAGUGCCAACGUGAAAAGGUUCAACAACAACGCUUGCAAUUGCGCGAAACAUUGCGUGAAAAUUUCGCACGUCUGUGCAUGCAACAGGGACGUUCGAUGACCGCCUCUCCCUUUUCUAUGUCUAUUAAUAAGUUGUAAAGCAAACAAAAUAAUGUUGUCAUCAUUGUGAGUUCUUGAUAAUGUAAAGCAAAUGCUCUGUAAACUGCGCUCUGCCAAUGAGUGCAAACAUCAUCAAUAUUAUCCAGAACCAGUUAUAUUUUCAAAUUAUACACACAUCGAUGAGAAUAAUUCAUAUUAUGAUACGAAUAUAACUGUAUUCUCCUUCGCCUUUCCAACUCCCUACAUUAACGCACCCUUAACACAGGCGGAUAUUUAACCGUAACAUUAUGCGAUCGUUCGUCCCCUCUGCUGCAAACAAGAAGCCCCUUACAUUUCGUGCCGAAUAAAGUGCAGAACAUAUUUUGAUCAAGU